AUGCAUACCCGCGACGCCACGGGACGUAAAGUCUCGCUUCUGAACGACGAGCCCACUUACGAGAGCCAGUACUCUGCUGCAACCCAUCGGCUCUCCUACAGCGCGGCCAGCCAUGUCGUCUCGCAGCCGUAUCAUCCUGGUCUGACCCGUAGUGCGUCGUCCUCACCUAACACGCCGGAGCUGCUCCGCUCUGCCUCCUACGACUCCCAGAUCAGCAACGAGCCGCUGUCUCCAAUGACCCCGAACGUCGCCUAUGCAGACUAUGGACGGACUGUUGUCUACGCUGAUGGCCGCUCGCCAUAUGAGGAGUACAUGGCCGAUGGGACUGUCUAUGCUGGUGCGAAGCGCCCUGCGUCCUUCGCUGACAGCAGAACCUCAUCAUACGACCUGGAUGACAGCGCGACCAGCCCCGCAGCCCAGCCCACAGAACGCACUGGAAAGCGGUACCCGUGCCGCUAUCGCGACAGCCACGGCUGCGACAAGACCUUCACCACCUCCGGCCAUGCGUCGCGGCACUCCAAGAUUCACACUGCCGAGAAGGCAGUGCAGUGCACAUUCCACGGGUGCUCCAAGAAGUUCACCCGCGCCGACAACAUGAAGCAGCACCUCGAGACGCACUACAAGGACAAGAGCCGCCACUCGACCGCCCGUCCCAGCAUCACCGGCCGCAGGUCAAGCUCCUCGGGCAAGGUCAGCUCCUCCAAGCGAGUCGACAGCACUCCUCUGCCCUCCCCCGGGGUCGCCGGCGGUGCCUGGGACAUGCGCGCUCUGAACCUGCCCCUGCUGAACAGGCCCAGCGCAGCGCGCACGCCCAGCAGUGGCCUGGAUGCGCUCGCCAUGGCGGUCGCCUGCCAAGAGGGUGGGAGCGCGUAG
This is a messenger RNA of Thyridium curvatum, 873 nucleotides long. RefSeq lists its product as uncharacterized. The transcript has a single exon. The record is from RefSeq and is a predicted model, not a curated record. Gene Ontology annotation, biological process: regulation of transcription by RNA polymerase II. The coding region runs from base 1 to 873 and encodes 290 amino acids. Gene Ontology annotation, cellular component: nucleus. NCBI's taxonomy places the organism in Eukaryota, Fungi, Ascomycota, Sordariomycetes, Thyridiales, Thyridiaceae.